AUGGGGGAGCCGAGGGGGAGCACUAAUAGCCGGUGGAAUUGGGAGGUGGCGGGGUUCGAGCCCCGGAAAUCGGCGGAGCAGAGAGAAGAUUACAGGAAGCCAACGGUGGCGCCGCCGUCCACUGGGCGGCGGUACUCGAUGUCCAUUUCGUCACAUUCUGAGCUCUCGAAGCACGCGGUUAACUCCAAGUUGUUGCGCUUGACAGACAAAGUGAAGCUUGUUAAAGAAGAUUAUCUGCAGUUGAGGCAAGAAGCUACAGAUCUUCAAGAUUAUUCAAGUGCAAAACUUGAUCGGGUGACACGAUACUUAGGUGCACUUGCUAAUAAGACUCGCAAGCUAGAUCAGGCUGCCCUGGAAGCAGAAGCUAGAAUUUCUCCACUGCUCUCCGAGAAGAAAAAGUUAUUUAAUGAUUUAUUGACGGCCAAAGGAAAUGUAAAGAUGUUUUGUCGUGCAAGGCCACUUUUCGAAGAUGAAGGUCCAUAUGUUGUUGAAUUUCCUGAUGAUUAUACAGUUCGCAUAAAUACUGGGGAUGAUAGUCUCUCCAAUCCCAAGAAGGAUUUUGAGUUUGACAGAGUUUAUGGACCUCAUAUUGGGCAAGCCAAUCUUUUUGCUGAUAUUCAGCCUUUUGUUCAGUCCGCGUUUGAUGGAUACAAUGUUUCUGUGUUUGCAUAUGGACAAUCCUGCUCAGGGAAGACGCAUACUAUGGAAGGAUCUAGCCACGACCGUGGUUUAUAUGCUCGAUCUUUUGAAGAGCUUUUUGACUUAUCGAACUCGGAUGCUACUUCAGUUUCUCGUUACAGUUUCUCAGUUUCAGUCUUUGAGCUUUAUAAUGAGCAGAUAACAGAUUUGCUUUUGGAAUCUGGAAAUGCACUAUCAAAGGUCCGUAUUGGGUCAUUAGAUUACAGUGUGGAACUUGUGCGGGAAAAAGUUGAGAAUCCAAUAGAAUUUUCCAAAGUUCUCAAAGCAGCCUUCCAAAAUCGAGGAACUGAUGCCUUAAAGUUCAAAGUUUCCCAUCUGAUUGUCAUGAUACACGUAUACUAUAAGAACUUGAUUACUGGUGAGAACAUGUAUAGCAAGCUUUCUCUGGUGGAUUUAGCUGGAAGUGAGAGUAAAAGUGUGGAGGAAGAAACUGGUGAACGUGCAACAGAAUUGGGCGAUGUUUUGGCAUCUGUGACCUCUGAGAAGGAUGAUAUUCCAUACGAAAACUCAGCACUUACAAAAGUUCUCGCAGACUCGCUGGGUGGAAGCUCCAAAACACUGGUGGUUGUUAACAUCUGCCCUAACAUGGCAAGCAUGUCUGAAACACUAUCAUCCCUUAAUUUUUCUGCUAGAGCCCGAAAUGCUAUGUUGAGCCUUGGGAAUCGAGAUACAAUCAAGAAAUGGAAAGAUGUUGCCAAUGAUGCACGUAAAGAAUUGCUUGAAAAGGAAAAGGAAAUUAGCGAUUUGAAGUUAGAAAGUAUGGGCCUAAAACAAGAUUUAAGGCAUGCCAACGACCAAUGUGUUUUACUCUUCAAUGAAGUUCAGAAAGCCUGGAAGGUUUCUUUCACAUUGCAGUCAGAUCUGAAGGCAGAGAAUAUAAUGCUUGCUGAUAAGCAUAAGAUUGAGAAGGAACAAAAUAUGCAACUAAGAAAUCAAAUUGCUCAAUUAUUACAAUCGGAGCAAGAACAGAAACUGCUGAUAGAACAAAGAGAUUCAGCGAUUCAAAUGUUACAGGCCAAACUGAAGAGUGUUGAGUCACAACUAAACGAAGCUCUUUCAAAUCAGACUAGAUUAUCAACUAGCCCUGGACCUCAGGCUGGAGAGCUUACAAGCAACAAAGCCGGGAGUGAUGAUAUGGAUUCUGCUGCAGUUACUCGAAGACUCGAGGACGAACUCAAAAAACGGGAUGCACUCAUUGAGAGGUUACAUGAAGAGAAUGAGAAAUUGUUCGACAGAUUAACUGAGAAGGCUUCCUUGGCAGGAUCACCUCAGGUUUCAAGCCCAUCUACCAGAGGACUAUCUAGUCUGUCUCAUGACAUGGGAAGAAAUGAUAGCAUGAACCCCAAAGGUCGCCCUGGUGAUGUUUCAUCACCUUUAGCCUCAGCCAAGGCAGAGAACAGUGUUGCCUUGGUCAAAUCUGGUACUGAUAUUGUCAAGACGACCCCAGCUGGCGAAUAUCUUACUUCUGCCCUGAAUGAUUUCGACCCAGACCAAUAUGACAGUCUUGCUGCAAUAUCAGAUGGAGCAAACAAGCUUUUGAUGUUGGUUCUGGCUGCAGUCAUUAAGGCUGGUGCCUCAAGAGAACAUGAAAUACUUGCUGAAAUAAGAGAUGCUGUUUUUGCCUUUAUUCGUAAAAUGGAGCCAAAAAGGGUGAUGGAUACUAUGCUUGUUUCUCGUGUCAGGAUUCUCUACAUACGAUCCCUGCUUGCUCGUUCACCUGAGCUGCAAUCAAUUAAGGUUUCUCCUAUUGACCGCUUUCUAGAGAAACCUAAUAGCGGGCGCAGCAGAAGCUCUAGCCGUGGUAGCAGCCCAGGGAAAUCUCCUGUGCGCUAUGACAGCACGAGAAAUAUGCUGGUCGAGGAACAGAUUCAAGGCUUUAAAGUAAAUAUAAAGCCUGAAAAGAAGUCAAAGUUGUCAUCAGUAGUUCUAAAGAUACGUGGAAUUGAUCAGGAUACGUGGAGCAAGCUUAUAACAGGUGGAAAACUCAGAGAAAUAACCGAGGAUGCAAAAAGCUUUGCAAUUGGGAACAAGGCUCUUGCGGCUCUUUUUGUUCAUACUCCAGCUGGCGAGCUCCAGCGUCAAAUCCGAAAUUGGCUUGCGGACAACUUUGAUUUUCUCUCUGUUGCUGAUGACACAGUAGCUGGCUCGACUGGACAGCUGGAGCUUCUCUCGACUGCUAUAAUGGAUGGUUGGAUGGCUGGUCUAGGUGCCGCUCAACCACCUAAUACAGAUGCUCUCGGCCAGCUUUUGUCUGAAUAUGGCAGACGUGUUUAUACUUCUCAACUACAGCACUUGAAGGAUAUUGCAGGUACUUUGGCCACUGAAGUUGCCGAAGAUUCUGCACAAGUAGCUAAGCUACGUUCAGCUCUUGAAUCUGUUGAUCACAAGAGAAGGAAGAUACUGCAACAAAUGAAAAAUGACAUGGCGAUGUUGAGUUUGGAAGAUGGAGCCACACCCAUUAAAAAUCCUUCAACUGCCGCCGAGGAUUCAAGGCUGGCAUCAUUAAUUUCGCUCGAUGGCAUAUUGAAACAAAUCAAGGAUGUAACGAGGCAAACUUCUACUAAUGUUCUGAGUAAGACUAAGAAAAGGCAAAUGCUUGCAUCUCUAGAUGAACUUUCUGGGCAAAUGCCUUCUUUACUUGACAUAGAUCAUCCGUGUGCUCAAAGACAUAUUGCUGAGGCUCGUCAAGCGGUAGAGUCCACUCCCGAAGAAGACGACAAGCUUGUAGACCCAUCACACGCCACCCGACUCGCAAGCAGCAGCUCGGAAACUGACGUGGCACAAUGGAAUGUGCUGCAAUUCAACACGGGGUCCACCACCCCAUUCAUCAUCAAGUGUGGGGCUAACUCGAGUUCUGAGCUGGUCAUAAAGGCGGAUGCCCGCGUGCAGGAGCCAAAGGGUGGGGAGAUCGUCCGGGUCGUCCCAAAACCAACUGUCCUCGAGAACAUGAGCCUGGACGAGAUGAAAGAAAUCUUCAAGAAUCUUCCCGAAGCCCUGAGCCUGCUGGCCCUGGCCAGGACAGCCGACGGCACGCGGGCCCGGUAUUCCAGGUUGUACCGUACUCUGGCCAUGAAGGUGCCAGCCUUGAGGGACUUAGUUGGCGAGCUCGAGAAAGGGGGAGUGCUCAAGGAUGUCAAGUCGUGA
Molecule: messenger RNA, 3843 nt
Organism: Striga hermonthica
Lineage: Eukaryota; Viridiplantae; Streptophyta; Magnoliopsida; Lamiales; Orobanchaceae
Source: the annotation of a GenBank genome assembly